UUCCUCCUCCUCCAUCCCUAACGCGCGCUCCGGCUAAGUCCUUCCCCUUUGACGCGCGCUCCCGCAAUCACUUCCGCUUUUAGGUACUUCCUGUACUCUCCCGCCGUGCUCCGCGCGGCUGGUCACAGGAAGCGGCAAGAUGUCUAGCUGGGAGCGGGAGAGCGCACGGGGUAGCUCCGGAGACGGGCGGAUCUAUGUGGGGAACCUGCCCGCCGACGUGCGGGAGAAGGAGCUGGAAGAGCUGUUCCACCGGUACGGGCGGAUCCGCAGCAUCGAGCUGAAGAAUCGCGGGGGCAGCAGCGCCGCACCGUUCGCCUUCAUCAGCUUCCAGGACCCGAGGGAUGCGGAGGACGCCGUGUUUGGACGCAACGGAUACGAGUUCGGCUCUGGCCGGUUACGUGUGGAGUUUCCCCGAUCUAACCGGGGGGCCGGGGCCGGCACCGGGGGCGGUUACGGCGGGCCACGUGGAAGGAACGGACCCCCCUCUCGGAGAUCAGAGUUCAGAGUCCUCGUCUCAGGUCUUCCUCCAUCAGGGAGCUGGCAAGAUCUGAAGGAUCAUAUGAGAGAAGCUGGAGAUGUUUGUUAUGCUGAUGUACACAAAGAUGGGAUGGGAAUAGUGGAGUUUAUUCGUAAAGAAGACAUGGAAUAUGCUUUGAGGAAAUUGGAUGACACUAAGUUUCGGUCUCAUGAGGGUGAAACCUCAUACAUUCGUGUCUGUGCUGAAAGAAAUACCAGCUACUCAAGAUCCAGAUCCCGUUCUAGAGGCCGUGAUUCUCCAUAUCAAAGUCGUCGCUCUCCCCGUUAUGCCUCCCCCUUCCGACAGUACUGAGUUGCCACGCAGGGACACUUUCUAUCAAUUUAAUUCGAAAGACCAUCUGCUCUUACAUUCCACAACUGAUGGAUUUCAUCAACUGUCUUUUAUACCAUUAUUUUCUGCCCGUACCUUUUUAUUUUAGGAAGUGUGUGCUGUUUGCAUCAGAUGUUUUUCAUUGUUUUAUUUUUAAGUUUUGUCAUCUUCAAGAAGGCAACAGACAGUAUUGUGCCUAAUCUGAUGUUGUUUGGAUAAGUGUGCAGUGAACAAUAGCUAUACGGGAUAUAACCAGGUGGAAUGUUGUGGCACUGGGACAAACCUAAGGGAAUGUUCAUGUUUAUCCUAUAUAUAGACCUACCCCCAUCAGUUUGUUAGAACAAUAUCAUUUGAAAUAACUUUUAAUCUUCAAUCAAGUUUGUAUGUGUUUCCCUUUAUUAUGAAAGUGUUUCAGUUAAAAUAAACAUCUGUAGCUGUCCUAAUAAAACUGAACUUUCCUA
This is a messenger RNA of Pseudophryne corroboree (corroboree frog), 1308 nucleotides long. It is a transcript of the gene SRSF9, whose product is annotated as serine and arginine rich splicing factor 9. The coding region runs from base 140 to 829 and encodes 229 amino acids. Gene Ontology annotation, molecular function: mRNA binding. The transcript is spliced from 4 exons. Gene Ontology annotation, cellular component: nucleus; cytoplasm. NCBI's taxonomy places the organism in Eukaryota, Metazoa, Chordata, Amphibia, Anura, Myobatrachidae. The record is from RefSeq and is a predicted model, not a curated record.